UGUUGCCCAGCUUGAUCAGUACAUCGUCUGCUUGGGUGGCUUCAGCUGGCAGGGUUGACUGUUAAAUUGUCACUCUUUAAGCUUAAUAAGAUGUCUCCUUGCCCUCCACCAAACUCAUGUGAUACUUUCGUAGUCUUACCUGAUGUAACCAAAGGUGGCCAUGUUGUGUUUGGAAAGAAUUCUGAUAGACCAAAUGAGGAGGUUCAAGAAGUCAUCUACCGGCAGCCAGCGGAUCACGAGGAUGGUACCAAACUUCAGUGCACAUACAUAGAGAUAGAUCAGGUAAGCCACACUCAUGCAGUGAUACUUAGUAAGCCAUCAUGGAUGUGGGGAGCCGAGAUGGGGUCAAACGAGCACGGUGUUUGUGUUGGCAAUGAGGCGGUGUGGACCAAACUUCAGAGUGAUGAGGACAGCAUAGAGAGACUACUGGGAAUGGACCUGGUGAGAUUGGCUCUGGAGCGAAGCAGUACGGCAGAGAUGGCGGUAGAGGUGAUCACCUCACUGCUGGAGGAGCAUGGCCAGGGGGGGCCGUGCUCUGACGCAGAACCAAACCUACUGUACCACAAUAGUUUCCUCAUUGCUGACCACCAAGAAGCAUGGAUCCUGGAGACUGCCGACAAGCAUUGGGCUGCUGAACAAGUCAAAAGUGGCUACAGGAACAUCAGCAACGCUCUGAGUAUCGGCACCAAGAUUGACAAGAUGAGUGAAGGCCUGAAAGAAUUUGCACAAGAGAAAGGCUGGUGGGAUGGCAACGGCGACUUCAACUUCUCCGAGGCGUACGCAGAGGAGGGAGAUCCGGCAGGAGGGAGGAAAGAGUGUGGGGAGAAGCUCCUGGCUAAACUAUCUGCAGGAGGUGACUUUUCCUUGACUCAAAUGUUUGAGAUUCUCCGAGACAAGGAAUCUGGGAUUUGUCGUGGCACAGACCAUAAUCGCCCUACUGCUGGGAGUAUGGUGUCGGUGAUCAGCCACGGUUCGGGACGACCCAGUUGCCACUGGUUUACUGGAACACCUGAUCCUCAGCGUUCAGUCUUUAAGCCUUUCAUCUUCACCAACAAUGUCAAGAUCUCGCCACACAUCCAGAGCCCCAAGAUCCCUGAUGAUGAGGACCCAGCCAAGGUUACUCCUCGAUUUGCCAAGAAAGUCAAUCGAAGUCACUUGUUGUAUCGCCGCCAACAAGCUGCCACUUUGAAUGGUGGGAGCAUCGUGAACACUUUACGAGACCUGGAGAGAAAUUGUGUGAAGGAAACGGAAGCUUGUCUCCAGAGCUUUGAUCCAGAGAGGCUGUCCGAAAUGGACGACUUAUUUAAAGAUUGUGUUGACUCAGAGCUCAAGUUUUAUAAGUAAGAAUUUUUUAUUAAAAAUUGGAGCUUGAAUGCCACUUUGUAAAACUAUUAGGCUACUAGUCGUGUACUGGGUUAUUAUGGUUAUUGAAACUGACAAGGGUAAAAAAUCCUGCCAUAGUAACCCUGUGUAUCUUCUCCACCUUAUGGUAGUUAAUGCAGUAUAUCUGAGGCCAAGUCUGCUGAGGUAAGGAGGAUGAUCAUUAUUAUUACUCCAUAUGUCAAGAGUUACAGUAGCUACGUUACCUUAAAAACACUCCCAGGUGGAUUUAUAUAUACAGUAUACAUCUAUGUAUUUAUAUACUGCAUAUAUAUCAAUCUUUUGUGGCAUUUGUGAUCCCAGGUCAUUGGUUUGUGUUCGUGUGCGAGUAAUGUGGUCGUGACGAUGGGGGGUGAUGCCACAGCCUCAUGAUGUGUUCUUCCAGCAGAUUCUUAAUUAACAUUUAUACAGUAAUGACCGUGGAAAUUAGAGGGACAUUUUUUUAUACAGAUAUUGUACUUUUAGUGUUAUAAGUAGUUGCAGUUAGAGAAAUACCUCACUCAAGAGUUUACAGACACAGACACUGAAAUGUGUAAUUAUAAGCAUAUUGGCAGUUUUUUUUUUUUUAGAAA
Molecule: messenger RNA, 1952 nt
Organism: Homarus americanus (American lobster)
Lineage: Eukaryota; Metazoa; Arthropoda; Malacostraca; Decapoda; Nephropidae
Product: secernin-3-like
Exons: 8
Coding region: 91-1344 (417 amino acids)
Biological process (GO): proteolysis
Molecular function (GO): dipeptidase activity; cysteine-type exopeptidase activity
Source: RefSeq, a predicted model, not a curated record